AACAGAUUACAAACGCAGAAACACUCGAGAAAUACUUUUAACACGAAUUAAUAAAUACAUUACAUUUAAUACUAUAUAUUAUACGAAAACUAUGUUAGCCAGUCCAGUGGACAAUAAUGUUGGUGGUUCGUGUCGGGGUAAACAGAAUAACAACCAACAGUGCAGUCUGCCGCAUCAGAAGUCCGAAUGUUCGGUGCGUAACGUUCGCGAACCAAUACUGGCGAACCUGCAGAUCAGUUUCGACGAGAAACCAGAAGCAGACUUCUGUAAAAACGACACCUGCACGGAGAGUAACGACAGAGAGGCCACUGGUUGUAGCAGGAUCGCCAAGAACGACACCUGCAGCACGGAGAGUAACGACAGAGAGGCCACUGGUUGUAGCAGGGUCGCCAAGAACGACACCUGCGGGGCUAGGCCGCGAGAGAAAAGCAGGCCCGCAAAAGAGCCAACGAGAGCUGAUGCGAGUAGAGACGAUCUGAAGAACAGCUGUCGCCGUCAGCCGACAUUCGAUGACGAGCAGCAGAAGGGUGCAGGGUCGUCGCGACGGAACAACGAACCGUGGACGGGCUGCGAGUCGCUGCUACAGGUUUCAACGCCUUUGGAAGCAGACUUCUGUAAAAACGACACCUACACGGAGAGUAACGACGGAGAGGCCACCGGUUGUAGCAGGAUCGCCAAAAACGGGGCCUGCGGGGCUAGGCCACGAGAGGAAAGUAGGCCCGCAAAAGAGCCAACGGGAGCUGAUGUGAGUAGAGACGAUCUGAAGACCAGCUGUCGCCGUCAGCCGACAUUCGAUGAUGAGCAGCAGAAGGGUGCAGGGUCAUCGCGACGGAACAACGAACCGAAGACAGGCCACGAAUCGCUGCAUGUUUCGACGCCUACGGUCUGGCCCACCAAAGACCCGACCACCUACCAAAAAUCUGCACCACCGUCGACGUCAAACAAUCGGACCCUGACCAACCGACCGGAUGGUGUACUGCAGGAAUUCGAAAAAGAAUUGUUAAGGGUGGAACAGCGUCGGGCGCAAUUGAUGCGGUGCAUCGAGCGCAAACAACGAGCAUUGAUGAAAGAAAGCCUGGAAGUGCGAACAUCACUGCAAAACUAUUGCGAACAGCAGAGUUCAGGCGGCGAGAAACAGUCACUACACGACAUCAGAGAACGUCGACCGCCGCAAAAGGAUACUACGGAACGUCGGCCGUCACAGUACGACACUAGAGAACGUCGACCGUCACAGUAUGACAAUACAGUACACCGACCGUCGCAACACGACACUAACGAACAUCGAUCGUCACAGUAUGGCACUAGAGUACAUCGACCGUCACAGUAUGACACUACAGUACACCGACCGCCGCAAAACGACACUAACGAACGUCGACUUUCGCAGUACGAAAGCAGAGAACGUCUAUCGUCGUCCCAUCACGACACUAGAAAACGCCGACCGUCACAAGACGAUACAAGAAAACGUCGACCGUCACAGGACGACACUAGAAAACGCCGACCAAAACGCCAACCGUCACAAGACGAUACCAGAAAACGUCGACCGUCCCAGCACGACACUAGAGAACGCCGACCGUCCCAGGACAAUACCAGAGAACGCCGAUCAUCACAGUACGACCUUAGAGAAUGCCAACCAUCGACGCUCGACACCAGAGAACGCCAAAGUUCGAAAGGCGAAAAUCGUAAACAGCCACAGGGGGGCAGCUUUGUCUUCGAAUGUUUCUGCAAUUUCAUUGGGAAGGACAACAGUUUUAACAACAAACCGGCCACAAAACAGGUGUCGUCUCGGCACAGCAACAACAAUGCCUAUAACACGACCAAAGUGGAGGUCGCGAGAAAAGACGCCGCUUCGACCGGACGCCACGGCGGCUCCGGCCGUCGCAGCACGCCACGGAAUGACGCCACUGCGACGUCACCGGACUCGGCCGAGCAGAACCGUAGUCGUCAAGACACUUUCCAGCCACGCGGCUGCCCGCGUCUAAGGGUGGUGGAUUUGAUAAGCUUUACCAAUAACAGUUCUGUUACUACGAUUGGUGGCACUCAAAAGCACAAUAAUCGAGCCAAUCGAGGGUGGAACGAAACACAAUAA
Messenger RNA from Metopolophium dirhodum (rose-grain aphid), 2086 nucleotides. RefSeq names its product dentin matrix acidic phosphoprotein 1-like. The record is from RefSeq and is a predicted model, not a curated record. The transcript has 3 exons. The coding region runs from base 92 to 2086 and encodes 664 amino acids. NCBI's taxonomy places the organism in Eukaryota, Metazoa, Arthropoda, Insecta, Hemiptera, Aphididae.